This is a messenger RNA of Dothidotthia symphoricarpi CBS 119687, 1686 nucleotides long. RefSeq lists its product as uncharacterized. The transcript has a single exon. NCBI's taxonomy places the organism in Eukaryota, Fungi, Ascomycota, Dothideomycetes, Pleosporales, Dothidotthiaceae. The coding region runs from base 1 to 1686 and encodes 561 amino acids. The record is from RefSeq and is a predicted model, not a curated record.
AUGAGUCCACGCAAGAAGCCGAAAAUCGUCGACUACUUCGCAGGGUAUGGAGGAACAAACCGAAGAUUCGAUAAAGUGGAUGACGAAAGCUUCACUACCACGCCACGAUGGCCUUCACCCCGCCCAUGGAGAGGAACUAAGAGCGAGCUGCCAGAGGGCUCACGUACCACACCAGUCCCUCAGCAAGCCAUUACGCCAGCUCCGCCAGCUCCGUCAGUUGUCUCUCGACAGAUGACCACAUCAGCUCCCUCAGUCUGCUCUCACCAGGUGACUCCGCCAAUACCUCAUCGACGGGUGACUACGCCAGCUCCCCCAGUCCGUUCUCAUCAUGUCGCUACGCCAGCGCCCCAAGUCAGCCUUCGUCCUGUUCCUACGCCAGCUCCGUCAGUAAUCACUCCCCUAGUUCGUCCCCCACAAGUCACCUCGACUCAACCUUUUGCCGACAAAGAUAUAUUGAUGCGGAUGGCGCUAAAGGGGGUCAUGGCUUCAUCUUCGUCUUCAUCCAACCUUCUACAAGUCUUUGUACAAGUGGGCAAACAACGUAUCAAGGCUGUUCACAAAGGCCAGGCUGCACCAGUGUCUGACGUUCUUGGCUUUAUUAAUUCGCAACGACAGCCAGGGCAACCAGAUAUAUUACCAAGCAGCAUCGUCGACCUCAAUACUUUUGUACAUACAGUAAUGAACUACAAAAGAACCGGAGUCCCUCGAAACUGGAUACAGGAACACAGCGCGCGAAAACUGGCACUGCAACACAACGUGUUUCCAGCAAUUGACGCACUCUUCAAGUUCGCCGACCUCGAUACUCCGACAACCGACAACCGCUGCAGCGAGUGUAAGGUGGACGCUGUUAUUUCUACUGCCAACGGUCCGAACGACGUUCAACUCCACAUUACAAACUUUCACCCCAAACAAGGCCGGACUAUGUUGUGCUGUGAGAAGUGCCAGCUUAUCUUCUUGACUGAAGCAAAGGCUCUCACACAUUGGAGAGGGUGUGUGGAAAUCCAGUCGACAGUUGCAAAGGUUAGACCAAACAUCCCGCCAUUCACACUGCUGUCGGGCAAGGCCGACAACUCUCUUAUACCAGGGGCGAAGAGAAAGACUCGCUAUCCAUCAAGAGCCAAUACUACGACGGAUGUAAACAUUGUCUACAGACAUACAGGGAACAACAGCGCUGCAUACUUUGUCCGGGUGCGAAAUCGUCAGAUAAUCGAGCUACAAGGCCUAGUAGCCUUACUGUACAACACCCCGUCAGCAGGGUGCACUACCAAAUUGUACUACCCGCAGACCCCUAGCGCAUCUCCCAAGGACACCCUUAUUGCCAAUAAGCUCCAGCCAUUUGCAAAUCAAUGGGUGAGUUUCGGCAAGGCGAAGGCUUUUGCAAGGGAAUAUGGCAUGUUUGAGGGUCUGAAAGAGCUGUGGAUGUUCAACGAUAGCCCGCUAGUCAACCAGACGAGGGAGAACGUCAAUCGCGAUGAGUGUGGACGGUUGGUUCCUAGGACUUUUCAACUGUUCCUCCAUCACGCACAAAAGAGUUGCCCAGGCGCCAAAUCAGCUCUCAAGAGGCACUCGGCAGAUGGCAAGUUGCUAACAAGCACAACGAUUCCUGUUUUUGUGGCAGAGUGUAUGGAAUGUACGACCGUAUUUUAUGAUACUGCAAAAUGGGUCAAGCACAGAGCGGAGCACUAA